Messenger RNA from Cariama cristata (Red-legged seriema), 1863 nucleotides. RefSeq names its product WD repeat- and FYVE domain-containing protein 4-like. The coding region runs from base 1 to 1761 and encodes 586 amino acids. The record is from RefSeq and is a predicted model, not a curated record. The transcript has 10 exons. NCBI's taxonomy places the organism in Eukaryota, Metazoa, Chordata, Aves, Cariamiformes, Cariamidae.
AUGGACCCAUUGUCUCAUUUCAGCAUGGACAAAGCAGCUGAACUCACGUGGCAGCUGGAGGAUUCACCUGGCAAAGCAGAACAGCAGGAGCAAAGCCCUGAUGAUGGAGACAAAACCGAAGUGCUGGGACAGCCUGCACACAGCGAGGACAAGCCAGCCCAGAGCCAUACCCUCCAGUGGGAGACUCUAAGCAGACAGUUUGUAGAGUAUGAGCAAGUGGCUCCAUUUCUCAUCCCAGAGGAGCAACAGAGAAGACUGUUGGACUUUCUUCCCCUGUUCUUAAAGACCUGGGAGCAGUCUGCUGGAGCAAUCAUAUUCCCCAACAUUCAGCUGUUGGCCAGUGAGGUUUCCAAGCUUCUGACAAAAGAAAUUAAGAGGAACCUCAAUGGUAAACCUGCAGAGGAAGCUCGUCUGGCUUUGGAGCAAUUGCUACAAGAGAAAGGGGAAGCAGAAGAUGGCCGUUUGCUCCUGAAAUCGGUGUAUCUGCUCUCACAAACUGACUUGAGAACUAUGUGGAACAUCAUUGGAUCUGGCCUUCCAGCUGCUCUGAUGCAGUGCCUGUACCUUUUCUUUACUUUUCCUCUGAAGAAAACCAGUGAUGACAGAGAGACAAGUGAGGAUGACACCCAAACUCAGGAAAUGCUUGUUAAGAUAAUGCUUAACAUGUACAGAGAGGAACAAGGUGUAGAGGAACUUCUGGCAGCUGAUAAACUUCAGUCAUUAAUUAUAGCAACUGCUUCCCUCUGGGACCAGUGUAGCCACUCGUGGAAAGUACCUACAGGCCGUGUGCUGAGAACAAUUUCAAAGGCUCAGACCAAAAACAGCAUUGUCUACCUACAAGCUGUGGACUGCAUUAAAAUAGCUAUUCAGAAUCUCUUCAAACUGGCUGAUACCCUACCUGCUUGUGAUGUGUGUGAAGCUGCUAGUAUUGUCUUGUGCUUUGUGAAAGAUUCCUAUCCCGUAUCAUCAGCUUUAUUAACAGAGUUUGAAAAUAAUGAUGGCUACCAACUCCUGCUAAAAAUUUUACUCAGAUGUGAGGGGUUGCAGCAAGAUGAAGGAGACCCAUAUCUGGAUGAGAUCUUGGACAUGCUGACUUGCCUUACAACCUGUGGAAAAACUGAACUGAAAGUUUCUGGCAAUAUUGUACACCCGCAAUUACCACACUUUGAUUUUGAACGGACACGGUCUUCUGGAAUGACAGUGAAAAACCUCCAGGCUUUUCAGGUGUUGCAGUCCAUUUUCCAGAAAAGUAAUGAUCAGCACCUAUGUGGAAGAGUCUUAGCAGCAAUUGGUACCAUAUGGGCCUGGGACACAGUGAACUUCUUUCUUCUUGAAUGGACACUACAACCUAUCAACCAGUUUACUGACAUAAUCCAUUUGAAACCACAUCCAAUCCAAACCCAGUUUUUCAGACUGGUGGAGUCCAUAGUGCUAGACCUGUCCUAUGUCCCCCAUGAAAUUUUGAAGAAGAUUCAGUAUUUGAUAAAGGAAAACGUAGUGCCAUUCUGCACCUUAACAGCUCUCCGGUGCCUUCUCAGCAUGACCAAGAAGGACCUGUUAUUCAGUGACAUAUUCCGUGACUCUGGGCUCUUAGGCCUACUGCUGGCACUUUUGAGGAAGCAAGCCAAGAUCCUGAGGAAGUCAGCUGGAACCCAUCUUCCUGCUCUGGAAGAAGGCACUGAGAAGGAAUUAAAUGCUGUGAUGCUGAUGAUGGUGGCUGCUCUUACAGUGAGGUCUGUGAGGAACGCUGGUAAGAAAUGACAUAUAGCUGCAUUACUUUUGUGAUAUUUGGUGGUAAGUGGCCACGAUGCCUCUUAAGGAGCACCAACAAAUUUUCCACCUUUUGUGCUUCAGUGAGAAGUG